AAUCUCUCAAAUGUAACUGUCACUUGGGCAGAGUUGGUCGAUGCGUUUAAAGGGAGUUGUUUUCGUGGAGAAUUUUUUGUUUGAAUUGAAAUUGUUAGCAAAAGUUUAUUCGUGAUAAACGUGAGCGGAACAAAACAUGUAUACGGUAUCAAAGGGACCUAGUAAAUUGGUGGCAAAAACAAGACGAGGAAUACCACAAAACUACGAAAAGUAUGAAUUGUUUCGCGAUCUUGGCCGAAAGGAAUGUGAUAUUACGAGUGAAUUCAGUGUACCGCGACCUGUGUUCCAAGCGUCCACAAAAUCUGCUGCAGUACAAUAUCUGAAGGCACAACAGCAGCAAUCACAUGAACAGAAUGUCACGCCGCAGCACGAAGAGCUCAUCAAAUAUAUCAAUGAUUCUUGGAAUAUGGUAGUUGCUGCUAAUCCUUACGAUGUACCUGGAUCACCUGAUAGUACGGGAUCGCAUUGUUCGCUGUCAUCCAAUAGCAGCACAUCCUCUGUAUCCUCUACAGCAUCAACCGCAUCUACACUGUAUUACAAUGAACCACCCAACCCGUUGCUAGUCGAUUUCAAACCGUUCGACCUCGAGACCUGGUGGGGGAAAAGAAUAUUCAACAACAUUACUAAAAGUCUGUGAAUUACCUCCACCGCUUACCUAAGCCAUUAUAUUUUAAGCGUUUAAACGAAUACCAAACUCUAGCGAUCAGUGACUGUGUCAUGCCGCAAAGCCGUCAUUUAUUCGAGGCUUU
This is a messenger RNA of Anopheles maculipalpis, 749 nucleotides long. RefSeq names its product MAPK regulated corepressor interacting protein 2. Lineage: Eukaryota; Metazoa; Arthropoda; Insecta; Diptera; Culicidae. The transcript has 5 exons. The coding region runs from base 137 to 637 and encodes 166 amino acids. The record is from RefSeq and is a predicted model, not a curated record.